This is a messenger RNA of Chlamydomonas reinhardtii, 3470 nucleotides long. RefSeq lists its product as uncharacterized. NCBI's taxonomy places the organism in Eukaryota, Viridiplantae, Chlorophyta, Chlorophyceae, Chlamydomonadales, Chlamydomonadaceae. The transcript is spliced from 8 exons. The coding region runs from base 121 to 3024 and encodes 967 amino acids. Gene Ontology annotation, molecular function: ubiquitin protein ligase activity; ribosome binding. The record is from RefSeq and is a predicted model, not a curated record. Gene Ontology annotation, biological process: rescue of stalled cytosolic ribosome; protein ubiquitination.
GUGGAAGCCGAAAUGGCGCAAGUAGAAUCAGACGUUUGCUUAGUGUGCGCUGAUCCACUUGACUUUACGGCGUUUGGUGUGUGCGGCCACAAUGAAGUCUGCUCGCGCUGCGUUGCACGUAUGCGCAUCGUCCUCAAGGACAAAGGCUGUGUCUUCUGCCGCCAAGAAUGUGGCCAGGUCUUCUUCACGCGGUUCAUGGGCGACUACACAGCGCGGCUUGGACCGGAGGACUUUGAUAAGCUGAAGGGGCGAGCGGACCGCCGCGAGCUGCACUACCUGCCCGAGGUGGAUGGGUACUUUGAUGACGAGAAGCACUAUAACGAAAUUCGUGUGCUGUGCGGCUUCACGCACCCUGCGGCGGAGAGCGGCGGCCGGGCGCCCAAGUUCAGCAACUACAACGCGCUGAAGAAGCACCUGGAGAACUCGGGCCAGUUCUUCUGUGACGUGUGCGUCAAGAGCCGGAAGGUGUUCGUGUCGGAACAGAUGGUGUACAGCAAGGAGACCCUGAAGCGCCACCUGGAGAGCGGUGAUGAGAGCGGCCCACUGGCGGAGAGCGGCUUCAAGGGGCACCCGCUGUGCAAGUUCUGCCGGCAGCGCUUCUACGAUUCCAAUGAGUUGUACAAGCACAUGGAGAGCGCGCACGAGCACUGCUUCCUAUGCCGUCGGGCGGCGCCACACCAGUAUGUCUACUUCCGCCACUACAAGGAGCUCGAGGACCACUUCACCAAGGCGCACCACCCCUGCCCGCACCCCAACUGCCUGGAGCGCAAGUUCGUUGUGUUCGACACCGAGUACGAGCUCAAGGCGCACUUCGCGGCAGAGCACGGCGAUGAGGUCAAGAUGUCGGCAGCACAGCGGCGCCAGGCCAUGACCAUCCCCCUCAACCUGCAGUACAGGUCGCACGACGACGAGGAGACGGAGCCGGGUCCCAGCGCGCGCCUGGAGCGGGCGGCUGUCGUCAUUGGCGGCGGCUACAACCAGGGCAGCCGGGCGGCACGGCCGGGCCGCAUGGCGGCGUCCGCCGCGGGCGGCGCGGGCGGCAUUCACCACAGCCGCUCGGAGCCGCAGCUGCAGCAGGAGCCGGGGCAGGAUUUGGAGUCGGUAACCUUCAACGCAGAGGACUUCCCCGCGGCCAGCGGCGCCGUUGGAGCCGGCGCGGGGGGUGGUGCCCUCGGCCGCUGGGCGGCCUUCGCGGGCGCUCAGGGCAACGCCAACGUGCACGACGAGGAGCAUUUCCCGGCGCUGCCCUCGCUGUCUAAGAACCAGCGCCGCCGCAUCAAGGAGCAGCAGCGCUCGCUGGCGGACCGGCUGUCGGCAGCGGCGCAGCCGGCACGCGUGCUGCACCGCGCCACACCCGGCGGCACCGGCCCCUCAGCUGCGGGCGGCUCGGACGCGGCGCCUCAGCUGGUGCCCGGCAUGUCAGACUUUCCAGCACUGCAGUCCGGCGGGCCCGCGCCCUCCGCGCCGCCGGCUGCUCGCCAGGUCUCGGCCGCGCACACGGCAUCCUCUAGCUCCUCUGGCACUGGGGCCAGCACCUCGGCUGCGGCGUCUUCCAGUAUGGCUGCAUUCACGCCGGUGUCUCGUACAGCGGAUGUGGUGGCGCCUGUGUCGGUGAACCGCAAGCCGCCGUCACUUGGGCAGGAGGAGUUCCCGUCACUGGGGGGCAAGGGCAAGGGCAAGGGGAAGGGUGUUGGGCAGACGCCGGCCUCGCCACCGCCGGCGGUCUCGCCGUACGCAGGCGUGGCGUCUGGCUCUCAGCCGGCGUACACGGCUGCGGGGCUGUCAAAGACGGACGUGCUGCACAGCCUGUUCAUGCGCCCGGGGUCCGCUGCUGCAACCAUGGGUGGCGGCGCGGGGCCCUCCGCUUCCUCGUCGUCGGCAGCUGCAGCGGCGGAUGAGCCAGAGCCGGCGCCGCUAGCACUAGACGACUUCCCGUCCCUGCCGCCGGGCAGCAAGGGGAAGGGUCGCGCAAAGGUGGUUCUUCGGGCAUCACCGGCAAAGCCGCAGCCGGCCUCGCCGGCUGCGGCUGCGCCAGCGCCGCCGGCUGGAGGCGGCGGUGGUGGUGCUGGCGGUGUGUCUGACAGCCUGAAGGCGGCCAACAAGGCGCUUGUUGAGCGCAUCAAGCAGCGCCUGACCGGUGACGCCUUCAGCACGUUCCGGCAGCAGAGCUUGCUGUUCAUGCGCGGCGAGGUGUCGGCGGAGGAGUACCACGACUAUAUGGUGAGCCUGGGCCUGCUGUCGCUGACAGCAGAGCUGGUGUCGCUGCUGCCGGACGCUUCCAAGCGGCGCCUGCUGCUGGACGUGCACCGCACCUUCAUCGUAUCGCCGGCGGCGCAGGACCCGUCGCUGGUGGGCGCUGGCUGGAUGCCACCGGAGGCGGCCAUUGCCAAAGCGGCCCGCGUGGCACAGCACGCCGCCUGGACCUGCGGCCGCUGCAGUCUCAUCAACGCACCAGAUGAUGCGCGCUGCGAGAGCUGCAGCGGGCCGCGGCCCACGGAGGAGCAGCAGCUGGCGGCCGCAUCGGCGGUGGCGGCGGCUGCCGCGCCGCUGCCGGCCUUCGGCAGCGCGGUGCGCGCCGCCGCCGCGGCGGCUAGCAGUAGCAGCAGUAGCAGCAACAUGGGUUUCACUAUGGUGCCGUCUCGGUCAGCAGCGGCGGCCGCCGCGCCGCCACCGCCCCAGGCGCCGCCCGCACUCGACGACUUCCCCUCGCUGCCCAUGGGGCGACCCGCACGCACCGCGCCGCCGCCUCCAUCCGCGGCUGCGGAGUUCCUCUCAGGCCCUGGCCCCAGCGGCUCAGAAGACCCCUUCCCGGCAGCAAGCGGCGGUGGCAAGGGCAAGAAAGGCAAGGGCACGACCAUCAAGAUUGGGUUGGGCGCGGGCACUGGCAGCGCGGGCCGUACACAUCCGCAGAACCAGUGGACGCAGCCGGGCGCCAAGGCCAAGGUCACCAACUCGUGGGCGGCCGGCACAGGCAAGCUGGCUAAGAUGCACGGCGCCAUCAACGACGCGUGGGGCGAAGAGUAGACUGAGUGAAGGCCAGGCGCUGGCAGUGCUGCGGAGAGGGAGGCGCAUCUCCCCGCGUUUCCAUUUUCCGCGCCCCAAUGGUCCGUAGUUGCAUGGCACUUGUUGAGGAGGGGUCGCAGUUUACUUCGCACAGUAGCAGUUGUGCUGUAGACUAAUGAACAGGGCGAAGUGGCAAUGCGCGGAAGCUAGAUGCUGGUGGCUGAGGCACAGAGGCCGUCCAGUUGGCUAUGGAGGCUAGGACACUCUUGGGUACGGAAUGGGCUGGCUGGGCACACUGUAAGCGGAUGCGUUGGGAUAGGGUAUGGGGCAAGUUGGCGUAGUCCCUAUACGGUAUUGUGGCCUCGGGCAGGCUCAUGCGGGCGCCUCGCUUGCUCUUAAGCCCAGGCGCGUCGCUGAAUCGGCCUCUGGGGGCAUGUCGUACCCGUGGACUGUAAAUGGAUGCAUUC